Molecule: messenger RNA, 2136 nt
Organism: Salpingoeca rosetta
Lineage: Eukaryota; Choanoflagellata; Craspedida; Salpingoecidae
Exons: 7
Coding region: 1-2136 (711 amino acids)
Molecular function (GO): protein binding
Source: RefSeq, a predicted model, not a curated record
AUGAACGACGACGCCAUUGUGAAGCAGGGGUGGCUGCGCAAGUCACCCCCUGCCGGUGUCAUGAAAGCAUGGAAGAAGCGCUACUUCUGCCUCAAACGCAAGACGGCCCAAGGCGCUGCUCGGUUGGAAUACUAUGCUGAGACAAACAAGGCUGCGCGCGGCGUGAUUGACCUGCGCACGUGCAUCUCCAUUGAGGAGGCGCACCACGAGCCAGAGAAGAGCCGGUACAACUUUCGCAUCGUCACACAGGGUCGCACCUACACACUGCAGGCGCCGUCCUACGAUGAGAUGAAGGAGUGGAUGAAGGUGAUUUGUGACGAGGUCUUCCCACCAGAUGAUGGCCGUGCCAAGACAGCAACCCUCCCCAAGCAGCAGCCACCAGCCAUGGCCGCGCGCGCCCAGCUUGCCGUGCCCACACAGGAUGCUCCGCGCCGCACCUCCAUCUCCUUCAAGCGCCGCCCCGUCGUCGCGCCCGGCCCCCGCGCAAAGCCGCAUCAUCCGCAGCCCUCGCCGUCCUGCCCCUGGCUCUACGGCAAGAUUUCCCGCCAACAGACCGAGAGCCUUCUCGCCGACUAUGGCCUGCAGGACGGGCUGUUCCUGGUGCGUGAGAGCUCGCAGCCGGGCGCAUUUGCCAUCUCGGUCUGCUACAAGGGCAAGGUUGUCCAUCACCUCGUUCGCCCUCUCCCCACAGGCACAUUCCAAGUCAACGAGCACGAAUGCGGCGAGUGCACGUCACUUGACGAGGUGAUUGACUAUUUGGAAACGCCGAAAGGCCCGCCACUGAACUGGCGAUACGAGCUGAAGGUGUGCCCGAAGACAUACGAUGAGCAGCAGACUGGUGGUGCGGACAAACCCCCCGCCGAGAUGCCGCCGCUGCCGCCCAGAACGGACGGGGUCCAGAACGCCACCGACCCCGCAGGCAGCGGGCGCUCGUUUCCAGCCACACUCCUCAACGUGCGCUCCACAAACCCGCUGUCCGUGGCGCAGGGGGCGCCGUGCAUGGUGCGGAUAGGUGCGGGCGCCGUGACGCUGGUGGACUCAACCACAUCUCUCGAUGCCUGUACCUGGCCAAUCACAUCCAUCUUCGACUUUGGUGUUGAGCCGGCGCAAGGGUCGUUCUUCCUGCGGUCCAACGACGACCAGUGUGGCGGCGAGUUCCACUUUCAGAGCCAAUCGGCCUUUGACAUGCUCGCUCUCCUUCGCCAGCAGCUGCCGCCCAUGUCCCGCCAGGCAUCCGUCAAGCCGCCCGUCGCAAAGAAGCCGCCGCCACGCCCUGGCAAGACGGCGACACUUCCCAAGCACGCCGCCAUUGCUGAGGAGCCUGGCAGCCAGUACGAAAAGCCGAUUGACGCGGCAGAGAUGAUGAAGCCGGACACAAGCAAACCCAUGCCGCCACCCAUUACGGCAGAGAAGCCGAGUGCAUCCGCGCUGAAGAACGACUCGCUGAAGCAGAGCCUCGCUGGCGUUCUCCAGGGCCAGGCCGAGACGCUGCGCUCCGGCGGGCCACGCGCACCGCUCAGGCGCCCAGAGUCAUACAUUGAGCCGGAUGCUGAUGCGGCGACACCAACAGCGGCCGCGACAUCGUCGUCCUCAUCAAAGCGCACGAGCGUUGCCGAUAUCGGCGUGGCCAUCCCCGGUGUUGGCGCAUUUGACAUUACAAAGGCCCGCUCCGGCCUCAAGAAGACACAGGCACAGCAGCAACCAGAAGCGAUUGCGGAGGAGCAAGAAGAGCCUGCAGCGGAAGACCCGUCACAGCAGCAACCGCAGCAACCGCAGGAGGCUGUGCGGCCUGCACUGACCCCGCAGACGGCGGUGGAUGCGGAGGACAUGGGCGAGGAGUACCUUGCUGGGUGCGACUUCACCCCGGGCCCAGAAGCCGUCGACAGGCUGGCGUUUGAGGAGGGACAGAUUAUUCUCAUCCUGAAGAAGCCCAACGAAAACUGGUGGCUUGGCCGCCUCGGCGACAAGGAGGGGUGGGUGCCGGCGUCGUUUAUGGAUCCCUUGGACGCCGACCCGAUGCUCGACGCCAUGGAUGAGGACCCGGCAAUAGCGCAGGCGAUGGCGGCGGUGCAGAACGCAGACGCCGCGCUGCAGCGACUCGGCAGCCGUGCACAAGAGCUCUCCCUCAACCAGUAG